Phodopus roborovskii (desert hamster) is the source of this 1003-nucleotide messenger RNA. It is a transcript of the gene CUNH2orf72, whose product is annotated as chromosome unknown C2orf72 homolog. The transcript is spliced from 3 exons. The record is from RefSeq and is a predicted model, not a curated record. Lineage: Eukaryota; Metazoa; Chordata; Mammalia; Rodentia; Cricetidae. The coding region runs from base 1 to 876 and encodes 291 amino acids.
AUGGAGAGCGAGCUGGAGGCGCUAGCCCAGCAGCCGGCGAGCCCCGCUGAGCCGUCCUUCCAGGCGCUGGUGGAGGCUGCGGGCGGCCGCGGGCAGGUGCUGCUGGUGGGCGAGCUAUGGGAGCGGGAGCAGAGCCGCGCGCUGCUGCGGGACUUCUCCCUCGCCGUGUUCCCUCCGGAGCCGGGGCCGGAGCCGGGCAAGCUGAACAAACCAGGCAAGCAGAGCUGCGCAGAGACCGAGAGCGCGUGCACCGCGGAAGCCACCGGGCCGCAUCGGGCUCCGGGGGCGAAGGCAGAGCGCGCCAUCCGCUCGCCGCUCGUCUUCGUGCUGUGCCGCGCCUCGUCCCUGGCCGCCCGGAAGCCGCGGCGCCGCCUGCGGGAGAUGCUGCGGGAUGUACGAGGCCGGCGGCGGGAGGGCGCCGCGCUGGUCGGCGUCCUGGUAGCCGACUCGGGAGCGGAGGACGCGGUGGCGCCGGAACUGCAGCUGCUGGAGACGCUGCUGCGCACGGUGUUCGGCCGCCAGGUAGGGGGCCCGGUGCAGGCUGCCGCCUUCCGUCCCGGAUCCCCGGCCUCCAUCCUGGCGGUCCAGGAGGCGGCCCGCAGGGCCCUGCAAGCUGCCGGGCCAGGUCGACCAGCAGAAGGUGCCUGGGAAAGACCGGGCCUCCCUGGCCUACUGACUUGCUUUUCCUGGGGUCCUCGGAACCAGAGGAAGAACCGAGGAGGAUGCACCUCCUCCCGAGGCCCAGCUCAAGAACACCCCCAGGCCUCAGAGGAAGAGCUUGCACUGACAGCCAUAUUUCCCAAUGGAGACUGUGAAGACCGUGGGAGUGGAUCUAGAGCCCAGGAUAGAGCUGUCCACAUGCCACUGAGCCCUUAGAGGACGCAAGAUGAAGGCUGGACCCCUAGACUGGCCCUAACCUGCACACUGGGGUCUGGACCUCCUCAGUGAGUCUCCUUGUCACAGUGUUGACCUCAGCAGAUGGAGACUGACUGACUACAAAGAU